CUUUUUUGCGCUUCAUCAUCAUAACAGGGGUGUUUCACCCAAGCAAGAAUAGUUUGCUAAACAUGACCGUGCAUGCAUUAUUCGUUCUGCAUGAAAAACGACUUUUUAGGGUGGCCUUUGGAGUGUACGAGGCGCGCUCGCUUUCAAGAAGAAGGCAACAAAUUGCGCUAGACAAUGCUAAGCCGAAAACCGUGGACCAAAAAGUCCUGGACACGUAUAGGACAAGAAUUUUUCAGGAGGACGAUAUCAUAUACACCGACGACGAAGAGGAUGACGAUCACGGCGGCAGUAACAAUGCUCUUGGUCGAGUCAGAACCACGGACAAACAAAGUGCAUCUCAGCAGGACAGCCAAAAGAACACUUCAAGUCUUGGGUGUGAAGAUUUGAGUCGUAGCGACUUUGACGAAAAGGAUGCAUAUUGCCCGGACUCAUCAAAUAUUCAUGCCCAGCGUGCCAUUGCCCAAGCGCGUUCGCAUGCCGCUCGACUCGCUAUUGAUGACCAAGGAGGCCGCAAGAGCCCGACAGUCAGUUCUUCGGCGCUGGGUUGUAGAGGUGGUUCCUUUGAUGAUACAAUUUACGGAGGCCCAGAGUCAACCCUCAGCAGAAAAGUAUCUGGACAGGACAGUAUGCUUGUCGGAUAUGGCCACUCUUCAUUGGGGACCACAACCUUGACUCAUGAAGAACGCUGUCGCAGUUGGGCUGAUAAUACCCCGAGUUUGUAUGAGGCUUAUGGCGAUGAGAGCGACAGUAGCCAUGGCCAUGACCAGGAGGAGUACAAAUCGCAUGCGCAUGAAGGAUGGACAAAUCUGAAGAUCAGCAUGAUACAGCUCACGGAUGGAAAAAAGGAGACAGGAACAGACAUUGCAGCAAAGGCUGGAGAAAAAUCUGGCGCGCCGGACGACGCUCGACAAGAUUCAUCUCCUUCUUUACCUUUCAUACCGACAGCAACAACACGCAGUGAAAGGUGGGCGGAUUUUCCAGUCGUGUCCACAGCGGCGACAACUAGAAGAAGAAGUACCGGAACACUUUUAUCCGACAACUUGCACUCACAACCAAGGCUUAGGCGCAAGAGCGCAUUCAUCCUGCCGCGCAAUAUCGAAACCAACCUGCCAGUCCUGCGCAUCGUCCCCUCUCAAGAAGUAACCUCCCCUACAGUCUGUGGAGAUAAUCUCAGUUCUGCGGGUCCAAGUACAGCAGGAUUCCUUCCACCAGCUGGUUGGGGUGGAGAGCGUCGUCGAUCCAGUCUAAGCACUGUGGCGGUACCUGAAGAUGGAAGAGGAGUUGAGCAGGCGAACUGGGCAGGACCACAAGGACAGACACUACGCCGGUCAUCCAUUCAGGUUCAUAGAGUCGGCACUCCAAACUUGUUUCCAGUAGCUACAGCAGUGAACGACAAACACGAAUCAGGGAGUGACAGCGAAGGAGGUGAUGCACGAAGUGAUGAACGAGGUAUGGAGCGAAUCGGUGACGCGUCUCUUAAAGGCAAGAGGGUAAAGAGAUCAUUGAAACAGACGCAUAGGAUUUGUCUGGAGAAACAGGCGGCCCAACUUCAGGAUAAACCUACGAACCCGACACCCAAGCGAAAAAAGAUAAUGAGAGUAGUAAAUAUGGACCUCAUCUCAGAGCACAAGAUGCAUUUUUCAAUGGUCGGAAUGGACUUGCCGGGUAUAUACACGCCAACAGCAGGAGAGUUCUCACGACUAUCCUUGGACGCCGACGGCUUUAGUGUGGAGCCCAAAAGCCACUUGCGCCCAGAGCGGAAGCAGCCACGCCUGCCAGACAGCACCAACGACGGAAGGGGGGUCGAGGAACUGUAUGAUAGUGACAGCCAGUCUGACAGCAUAGGCAGUGAGCGAACGAGUACAUCAAGUGCACGUUCACCAGAUCGCCAUCCAUCACCGUACCCUCGACAUAGGGAAAAGGACCUCACAGCAGCCACGACCGAUGCCAAUGCUAAGGAAUUAGCAGUAACAAAAGACGCCUUAUUGUCCCGGCUGUUAUCCCCGUCUUCGGCUUUGACGGAAGUUAUACAGCGAGCGCCCAUAAAGAGGCAGAAGAAACGACGCUACGAUCCGUGCGCAAUUUGCUUGGACGAGUACGAGGUCGGCGAUCAGCUGCGGGUGUUGCCAUGCAACCACUUUUUCCACAGCGAGUGCAUAGAUCCGUGGUUCAAGGAGAUGCGCGCCAUUUGCCCAGUUUGCAAGAGGGACUACUCGAAAGUUUAUCCGGUGGGUGUGACCUCGGCAGCCGCUCGAAAUCCAACAGCUGUAGCCAGCGGCGGAUCGUCUUCGGGUAUAAUAAGGCUUCUGUCGCCUUUGGCUCUUUUUGCAGCCGGUACAUCUGGUAGUACGCAUUACUGGUAUACAAGAGAGGCCAACAUGUACGUGCACACGUAGGACAAAAUAAAUUUUUGGGUUCGCGACGUUUAGAUCGGAGGGGGCCUAUGCGCGAUGCACAGCACCGUCGCCUCCAAUCAUUCUGAGUCUAGACUCCAUGGCCGCUUCUUCAUUAAAAUUAUGUCACUUCAAAG
Messenger RNA from Gamsiella multidivaricata, 2530 nucleotides. RefSeq lists its product as uncharacterized. Gene Ontology annotation, molecular function: zinc ion binding. Lineage: Eukaryota; Fungi; Mortierellomycota; Mortierellomycetes; Mortierellales; Mortierellaceae. Bases 63 to 2396 code for a protein of 777 amino acids. The transcript has 2 exons. The record is from RefSeq and is a predicted model, not a curated record.